Messenger RNA from Ambispora leptoticha, 1710 nucleotides. NCBI's taxonomy places the organism in Eukaryota, Fungi, Glomeromycota, Glomeromycetes, Archaeosporales, Ambisporaceae. The record is from the annotation of a GenBank genome assembly.
AUGCAAGAUAUUCGUGUUAUUGUAGCCAUUGACUUUGGAACCACUUAUAGUGGUUUUGCAUACAGUCAUAUCGCUAACAAUGGUUCUUUCGAUGGCAUUUCAUUGCAAAGGCGAUGGCCCGGACGAAAGAAAAACAGCAUCAUAGUAAAAUAUAAAGCAGACACAUUGCUCCAAUAUGAUAAAGACUUGAACUUAAUCCAUUGGGGAUGCGGUGUGGUUGCAGAAAAAGGAAAUGCUAAAGGGAAAGCAGCUCAAGAAAAAGAAACAGUAGUCGCUAAAUUGUUCAAAUUACAUUUAGCAAACAUAAAUAAUCCUCCAUCAUUGCCAGAUGGACUUGAUUUUAGACAAGCUAUCACAGAAUAUCUUAUGAAAUUAAGAGAGGCAAUAAUCUUUCUUUUCUUGAAAAUAUUUUGUUGGCCUGGCUUAAAAUUUCCCGAGCAAUUUCGAAUAGUUCUCUCAGUGCCCGCUGAAUAUGGGCCAAUUGAGAGGAACGUGAUGAGACUAUGUGCAUACAAUGCGAGUCUAAUAGAAAGGGAAGGGUCGGCAAAUCUUGAAUUUACAACAGAAUCUGAAGCGGCAGCACUCUGGUGUAUGAAGCAUGCAGAUCAAUAUGAUCUACGAGAAGGAGAUUCUUACCUUGUUGCGGAUUGCGGCGGCGGAACCACCGAUCUGGCGAUUUUCUCGAUAACGAAUAAAGAUAAGCUCGACGAGAUGACUGAACGUUCCGGUGCACCUUACGGUGGAUCAUAUGUUGAUCAAAAAUUCGUAAAAGAAUUUGAAAAGCACGUAGGCAAAGACGUGAUAAGACGUCUGCACCAAAAAUAUUUUUCGCGUUACCUAUUUUUAAUGGAACAUUUUUGCCAUCACAUCAAAUUCGGCUUCACUGGCAUCGAAGAAGAGUUCGAAGACAUAGACAUCGACAUCGAUGUGGUCUGUCCGGCGAUAAAAAAAUUCGUCGAAAAAGAUAAGCUAGCAAAACUGGAAGAGGACGAAUGGAUCAUAACAUUCAAUUUUGAUGAUAUAAAACGAAUGUUUACUCCGUCGAUUAAUCGAAUUAUCGAGUUGAUCGAUAAUCAGAUUUACAAGUCGAGCAAGAAAUUAACUAUCAAGUAUAUCUUCUUGGUUGGCGGUUUUAGUGAGUCACCUUACUUGCAAAAGGUGGUUAAAGACCACUUCGAGAUAGUGGAUAAUCAAAAAGUUGUUGUUCCUUCUGAGCCACUUACUGCAGUAUUAAGAGGCGCAGCAUAUUAUGGUCUAAACAUGGGCGCAUUAAAAAUGCGUGUGUUAAAAAGGACUUACGGUCUAAGAUUAACUCGAAAGUGGGACGAACUAACAGAUCCGAAAACUUACUUGAAUGAAGACGGUACCAUAUACGAAUUCGACAAACUCGUUACACGUGGCGAAAAAAUUCCAGUCGAUCACCAGGUGACACGUGAAUAUGUAGUGCCAAUAUCAAAAUACAAGAGAUCUGGGAUAACUUUUCGUGUUUAUAUGUCAAAACUCGAAGAUCCAAAGUAUAUAUUCGAAGAAGAGGUAAUUCCGCUAGGAAAUGUUUCAAUUGUUAUCCCCGAUGAAGAUCUUGUGAAUGACAGAAGAGUCGAGUUUUCGUUGACCUUUGGGUCUUUUGAAAUCAAAGCCACAGCAAAAAAGCAGAACAAAAAAUAUGAGGCUUUUUUCACACUUGAUACGUGUGAUUUAUCUCACACGUAA